This is a messenger RNA of Aspergillus homomorphus CBS 101889, 1243 nucleotides long. Its product is annotated as ribose-5-phosphate isomerase RKI1. Gene Ontology annotation, biological process: pentose-phosphate shunt, non-oxidative branch; D-ribose metabolic process. NCBI's taxonomy places the organism in Eukaryota, Fungi, Ascomycota, Eurotiomycetes, Eurotiales, Aspergillaceae. Gene Ontology annotation, cellular component: intracellular membrane-bounded organelle. The coding region runs from base 343 to 1164 and encodes 273 amino acids. Gene Ontology annotation, molecular function: ribose-5-phosphate isomerase activity. The transcript is spliced from 3 exons. The record is from RefSeq and is a predicted model, not a curated record.
UCAAUUGGAAGUUAUGGCGGGGAUAGUCCCUCGUGGCUGUUUCCAUCUCCUGUGAGUGGUCCCAAUUGGCAGCUAAAUAAGUUCCCUGGAAACACCGUUUGAGGUCCUUUCCUCCCUCCAAAACUCCCCUUCUCUUCUUCUUCUUCUUCUUCUCCCCCCCCCACCGCGGGCACCACUGGUCCGUAGUUCGUAUUUUUCCCGAUCUGAACCCGGUCGGCUUUCUCUCCCUCCUCGCUGCUGCUCGCUUAUUCUCGCCAUCCAUCUCGACGACUGUCAUCCCGUCUUGCCCCGCGUCCUCUCUCCUCGCCCGUCCAAUUCAAGUCUUAUCGUCGCAACUCCACCAUGGCUAGCGUCAUCGAAGCCGCGAAGCGUGCAGCCGGAAAGGCCGCCGUAGAGAACCACUACCCCAAAGACGCCAAAUACGUCGGCAUUGGCAGCGGUUCCACCAUCGUCUACGUCGUCGAGGCCAUCAAGGAGUCGGGGGUCGACACAUCCGCGACCAAGUACGUGCCCACGGGCUUCCACUCCAAGCAGCUCAUCCUGUCGGCGGGGCUGGUGGCCGUGGACUUCGAUUCCCUGCCCGAAGGCACGGUGCUGGAUGUGGCCUUCGAUGGCGCGGACGAGGUGGACGAUGACCUCAACCUGAUCAAGGGCGGUGGUGCCUGUCUGUUCCAGGAGAAGAUCGUGGCCCUGCAGGCCAAGGAGUUCAUCUGUGUUGCGGACUCCCGUAAACUCCAAUCGCGCCUGCUCUCCAACUGGAAGUACAUCCCGAUCGAAGUCGCGCCGAUCGCCGCCGCUCGCGUUCUUACGGCCCUGAGGGAGAUCGGCAGCAUCCAGCCGGCUCUCCGGCUGAACGCCGACCCCAAGCAGGGCCCGCUGAAGACGGACCAGGCCUUCUACAUCAUCGACGCUCCCUUCCCGACCCUCCUGACGAAGACAGAUGUGGCCGCUGGAAAGGAAGGCAGCGGUAGGGGCGGCGUGUGGGAAGUCGAAGCGCUGUCGCAAACCAUCAAGCAGAUCCCCGGCGUCCUCGAUGUCGGCAUCUUCUCGGGCCUAACGGGCCCUCAGGCCCGCGCUCUCGGCGGUGUUGGCGGCCAAAAGCCCAUCGCCGCCUACUUCGGUAUGGCCGACGGCUCUGUGUCCGUCCGGAAGGCUGCCGCAUAAUCGGGCUCCCGGAGCCAUGUAUGACGUUUUUCUUUGGACUCACUCGAGAAGAUAUAAAAUGAUACCAUUUGAACAUUAG